Messenger RNA from Moneuplotes crassus, 1660 nucleotides. NCBI's taxonomy places the organism in Eukaryota, Ciliophora, Spirotrichea, Euplotida, Euplotidae. The record is from the annotation of a GenBank genome assembly.
AAAUGAGCUCCUCUUCUCUUAAGCAUCGAUCAAAAUCUCCUCCAAAGACUAAGAGUCCUCCAAAAAACAAGCCUAAACCGACGAACUCUCCACGUCCCCUCACAACUUAUGUUGAACUUAAAUCAAAAGAAUUUGAAUUCAAUUCGAACAGAAACUGAUAUCUCGAAGAACAUCACAGCACUAGACCUGCUGCAAUCAACAAGAUUAUCAUCAGCACUGCAAAGAAAGAUUUGGGCAGAAACCCCCCUGUCAAAAAAGCCGAGAUGUCAACAACUAAAUAAUAUCUCAAGAUCAAGCAUCAACACAAUCAACCUCCAAAAAGGGAUCAGCGGAGUAACCAUCAACCCCAACAAACUAAAACCCGGCUUCUCUGGUAGAGAAAGAUCUUUCCAAGAAAACUUCCGUCGCACGACCAUCAAACAAAGUCUGCAACAAAGAGAGAACCCAAAAAGCACAGUCAGAUAUUUCGGUAACAAAGACUACCACUAUCCCCAGCCCAAGCCAGCCUUCCACCCCAGCGACCAGUCCAACCCCACUUAUAAACUAUUAGCCCAGAACAAAGAUUUGGACAUUAAGAGAACACAGAUGGAGUCAGAGAGAGGAAAUAAAGGGGGAGAAGGAGGAACCAAAUCAAAUCUUUUCAUGGAAAUACUAGAAGGAAUUUAUCAGGACAAGCAAACUAAUAAAUUAUGCAAUAGAAGAAAAUUAGAUUUGCAGCCUUCUAUUUUAGGAGAACAUUCUGAAAUAAAUAAGAAAAAUCGACUUAACAGAAAGAUUAUGCAAGUUAUCUCUACAAAGACUAAUAGAUCUCUGGUGUGAAAGAAAUAAACAAAUGAGUAUCAAAAAAUUAAAGAAGAAGUCUGUUCCAAAAAUUAACAAAUCAAAAGAAAACAAUAUUGUAAAUAUCACAUUCAAUAAUUGCAGAAUAAAGUCUGCUAAAGAAGGAUUUAGGCAUGGAAACCCAAAAUACAAAACUUCUUCUAAUGAGCAAAGACUAAACACAUCUUUGAAACUCCAAAGGGGCAGUUUAGAGAGUAGCAACUAUUCAAGCAAAGAAUGAAUAGAUCAUGCAAUCACAACAUUUAAGAGCAUCUAUUCAACUACUCAGCCAAAUAAUCAAUAUGCUACUCAUGAAUCAGAUCUUAUCAAAAAGUUCAAAAAUGUUCAUCGUUACAUAACUCCUAAAACAUACUCUAAACUAGAAGAGGCUUUUGAAAGCAAGGCAGGGAAUUUUGAACCUGAGAGUCUCUAUGCUCCAAUCCAACAGAGAUCUAUUGAUUUUGAAGAAAACAUCCAUAAAAACCACAAAAGGAAUAGCAGCAGAACUAUACAGAUGAACAAAGGCAACCCAAGAUUUAAAAUUGACAUAACUCUUGGGAACCAAAAAGUCCUUAUCACCACAAAAGGAAUCAGAAUAUUAACCAAAAACUACAAAAACAGACCUUACUACAGAAAAAUAUCUGGAAAAUCCUUGUUCCCAGAUCCCUAUGCUAAAACCACUUCUCACAAAACCUCUCACUCAAACCAGUCUAACCCAGCGCACAGUCGCAAGAGCAGUUUCUUCCAUAUGGCCGGUGCUCCUCCAAAGUCUCAAGAACGGGCAACAAGUCUCGACCAGAGCGGAAUCUUCACAGCUAAUCUGCUAAGCAGGAUUUUUUAA